Messenger RNA from Fibroporia radiculosa, 618 nucleotides. RefSeq lists its product as uncharacterized. Gene Ontology annotation, cellular component: cytosol. Gene Ontology annotation, molecular function: RNA binding. NCBI's taxonomy places the organism in Eukaryota, Fungi, Basidiomycota, Agaricomycetes, Polyporales, Fibroporiaceae. Bases 1 to 618 code for a protein of 205 amino acids. The record is from RefSeq and is a predicted model, not a curated record. The transcript has 7 exons.
AUGGCUCGAGGUGGAUUCAAGUUAAAGCGCGGAGGCGGACGAAACUUCAGCAAGAACCUCGUGCUGGAUGAGAAUGGCACCGCUGUGGCGUCAGACAAAUGGGCAUCUCGCGAUAAGAAGGAGAGUGAUGAAGACGAGUCUGGCUCCGAAGAGGAGUCGGAGGAAGAGUCAGAAGAGGAGUCCGACGCGGCCCCGGCGGCGGGUGCGAAGGGGAAACAGCCAGAGCUCACUCGCGCUGAGCGCCGAGAAUUGAAGAAAAAGAAGGCGCAGGCAAAGCAGGAGCAGGCGCAAGAGGGUGAUGACGAGGACGAGGAGGAAGAUCCGCUCUUCGCAAAUCCGAAUAUCGCCGCAGGCAAGAUGAUGAACAUAUCCGAUCUUAACGAGCCGCGACAGCUGUCGCGUCGUGAAAGGGAGGAGAAGGAGAAGAAAGAUGCCAAGGAGCGAUACUGGAAGCUUCACGAGCAAGGGAAGACUGAGCAAGCAAAAACUGACCUUGCACGCCUUGCUAAGAUUCGUGCUGAGCGCGAAGCCGCACAAGCGAAGAGGAAAGCAGAAGCUGAAGCGAAGGCCGCCGAGACCAAGAAGAAGGAAGCAGCAGCUAGAGGAAAGCGUCUAUAG